AUGCUUGACCGUGUCAAGAAUGGAGACAGACUACUUGACCUGGGAUGUGCAUUUGGUCAGGAACUUCGGCAACUGGUGAGUACUAGCAGCGAAGAAGACGGCACGAUGAUCAUCUACGACAGUGCCCCAUCCCAAAAUCUGUACGGAGUAGACCUCCGUCCCGAGUUUCUCGAACUCGGCCUCGACCUCUUCCUCGAUCGAGCGACCAUCAAAUCCCACUUCAUCGACGCAGACAUCCUGGACGAUAAAUCACGUCUGGUAACCCAGUUGGCAGGCGAGCUAAACAUCGUCUACAUCUCGCUCUUCCUUCACGUCUUUGACUUUGAGACACAAGUCACGGUCGCCAAGCGAGUGCUUGACUUGCUUGCUCCAAAGGCUGGGUCGCUAAUCGUGUGCCGAGUUGUCGCGUGCCGGGAUCAGGCGGUUGGAAAUGCCACGAAUGGGCGUUUGCCGUACUACUACCAUGAUCUGGCUAGUUGGAACAGGCUGUGGGAGCGUGUUCAGCAGGAGACGGGGCUGAAGCUGAAGGUUGAUAGUUGGGAGCAGAAUGAUGCUUUGGCCAAGAAGCAUCCUUUGGAGGGGAUCUAUAUGCUUGGUUCGUCUAUUCGUCGGGAGUAG
Penicillium bovifimosum is the source of this 618-nucleotide messenger RNA. RefSeq lists its product as uncharacterized. NCBI's taxonomy places the organism in Eukaryota, Fungi, Ascomycota, Eurotiomycetes, Eurotiales, Aspergillaceae. The record is from RefSeq and is a predicted model, not a curated record. The transcript has 2 exons. Bases 1 to 618 code for a protein of 205 amino acids.